Molecule: messenger RNA, 987 nt
Organism: Aspergillus affinis
Lineage: Eukaryota; Fungi; Ascomycota; Eurotiomycetes; Eurotiales; Aspergillaceae
Exons: 5
Coding region: 1-987 (328 amino acids)
Biological process (GO): regulation of transcription by RNA polymerase II
Cellular component (GO): nucleus
Molecular function (GO): protein dimerization activity
Source: RefSeq, a predicted model, not a curated record
AUGUCGAUUGCGCUUGACUGUUGGACUUCACCAUUCAAGCACGCAUUUAUGGCUAUCACAGGAUACUUCCUAGACCAGGAAUGGGAGUAUCGUGAGGUCUUACUUGGGUUUGAGCCAAUUUCUGGAUCUCAUACUGGCGUGAACCUCGGGGACAUAGUUCUCCAGAUCUUACAGAAGCACCAAAUCGCUGAUCGAGUACUGGCAGUAACAACUGAUAAUGCGUCUAACAAUAAGACACUUAUCGCAGCAGUAAAUGAUUCAAUCAAGAAACUACAGAUAGAAACGGAUUCUACGAUCGUCCAAGUGCCCUGCCUUGCGCAUAUUAUUCAAUUGAGUCUAGUUAAUUUACUUGGUAAAAUCAAGGCUUCGCCAAAGAAUGAUAACGCUGAAACAGAAUGGUCUGAUGAUCGUGUACGUUUACUUCGUACACGCCAGCAGAAACAUGAGAUUGCUGAUACUCUGAAUAAGUACGACGAACUCACCAAAUAUCUCCAGAGUGGAUCUAUUCGGAUCUUCUGGAAAGAUCAUCAGAGGGAAUUCCCUAUUCUUGCAAGCAUUGCCCGUGAUAUUAUGUCAAUUCUAGCGACUGGUGCCGGAGUUGAGCGUCUUUUUAACUUUGCCCAGGAUGUAUGUUAUUACUGCCGGGGGUCAUUGAACCUAGAGACCGUUCGCGAUAUCAUGUUAUACAUGUACUAUAAGAUAGCUGUUUCGGCCGAAGCACUUGAUGUCCAGACACAUGUUUUCGAGGCUAUCAGUGAUAAUGAGGAGGACGUCGAGAUACGUCUUGAUAUACUGGCUGCUAUAUCAAUUACGCAGGCAAUUCUGGACGUACCGCCACUAUCAGCAGUUGCCGCUGGAAAACGGCCUGCGGUUACUUCUGACGAUAAAGAAAACUCUAAUACCGAUAAAUUUGCGGAUCCAGAUGAGAAUAGGGCAUUACCCUUAUCUAACUUCCCUGAUACGCAGCAUCGUGUAUCAGAACCAUAA